AGUUCAUUUUUUGACCCUUUUAUUCUUAUUCUUUAAAGAAUCUACUGUUAAUAUCACUCUCGUUUAUCAUAGCUUCUGCAUGUCGAUGACUUCAUAGGGCUUCGAAAGCCACCGCUGUUUUACUGUGGACGACGAGUCUACUGUCCUUAGCUGCAUUCUGUCACCCUACCCUAAUCAGGCCGUCCUGACGGGAUCUGCCGUUAUAGCAGACCAUUCCGAUCGAGACUUACUACCAAUAGUGACUCCGUGUCAAGCACUUUCAUAGUCAGUAUGGCGAACGCGCCGCGCCGCGUUCGUUCUAGAACCCAAAGCAUCUCGAGCGAUCGUCCGUCCGCGACUGGCCCCAAUCUUAUGGCGCCUCCUCUCACUGUGUCGCCCGAGGCGGUAUAUAUCGCCGCGUCUGCCGCCUCGCAAAUCGUCACGAAUGAUCAUGACAGCCAUGCUGAGAAAUGGUAUGAUCAAACCGGCAUUGAGCCUUCGGGGGAAGCUGCCUUGGUUUCACCAAAUGCGCUCCAGCUCGCAAACAAUUUCGUUGACCAGAUUCUGUUCAAUAUCAUUGCUAUUGCCAAAUCCACUUCGCUAUCGACACUGCGACCGGCUGUCAGUGAUGUUCUGAAGCCAAAGCUAGCCAAGGAUGCCAUCAACAACGCAGACGAGGAACUAAAAGAAUAUCUGGGCGGCGGUGAAGCUGAAGAACUUGCGCGCUCUGUCAAACCUGAAGCGUCUACGGAGUGGGAUCUCGAAUUGACGUGGAAGAGAACAAGAUUACGAUGCAUGGUCUACUCCUCUCUUGGAGACAUGGAAGAGGAAGACGAAGAUGUUUACAUGGAACAAGAGCACCUUCGGGCCGAGUCGGACGAUUACCUGUCAGAGGUAGUUUCACCUGCGGUUGCUAUCUUUUUGACUUCAAUCCUCGAAUUUAUGGGCGAGCAGGUUUUGGUUAUAGCCGGUCAAGCGGCGUUUAAUCGGUUGCGAAGUAAAUACGAGAAGGAGCUAAAGGAAGGGACUCGAACCCCCGGGGGGUUCUUUGAUCGUAUUGUUGUCGAGGAGCUGGAUAUGGAACGCGUCGCUCUCGAUCGAACUCUUGGUAGACUUUGGCGAGCCUGGAAGAAGAAGAUUCGGUCGCCCAUGGAACCUAAUUACUCACGGCCCUUUUCGCGCAAUUCUGUGAGCACCACACAUCAGCGACGGGGGAGUGCCGCUACCGAUCGACGCUCGUUAUCGCCAACUCAUAGAAACUCAGAUUCUGCGCUUGCGGUGCAGAAAGAGCAUGAUGGCGGGGUGGCCAAAGAAGAAGCGAGCCAGAAGGUAGUUCCGAAGGAGAUAAACCCGGCAGAUAUGCCUCUACCAGAGAGUGAUGUUGAAGGGACAUACAGCGACGAGGGAGAAUCCGCAGCAACGAGGGGCCAAUCUGCCCGACCCAUGAGCCUCGUUGUUCUCCCGCGGUCUGCGAAGGCCGAAGCAACGCAUACAUCUAUUCGGCGCGUACGGUCUCUCCCUACAGGAAGACGUCCUCGCCAUCUUAGAUCGCGUGCUUCUAGCCGAGGGACUGGUAACCGACAGUCCCAAGCUGAACGUAAAGAGGCAGAAAAGGAUGUCAUUUCUACGAUGGAAGGCAAGGAAAGUAGCACCAGCGCCAACAAACGUUUCGGCGAGAAGACUACCGCGAAUGGUCUGAUACUACCAAAAUUAGAUACUCGUGCCUCAUCCUCAGCAUCAAUGGCGACCACCAGCGACGCGCUGCAUACUGAUUUUGAAGAGGAUGAAAUUGAUGAUUUCACCGAAGAACCCGAAAUAUUGACAUCCUCUCGGAUUUCCAUAGGGGGAAGAAGUUCGCCUUCUACCUCGGAGUCCGGCAAGCCCGCCUCCCUAAUUCUCGGAAGAUCUAAUAGCGUUCGGUCUGUGCGUGUUAUCGAAGUGCAAAGCCCUCGCAGUCCAACCGUUGGAUCUCGCGCAAACUCUAUGGACGUGUACGAUCCUGCUUUAAACAGUCGUAGAAUUGCGACUCCCCCGAUUGUGGAAGAGAAUAGGGCUGAUAAGAGAAUCAUUACGCAAACGGCUUACGAUAGAUCCCAGGAUGUUGUGGUAGCACCACCACGGAACCCAAGCCCUCUGAGAAGUGUUCACUCACAGUCAUUACAGCCGUUGCAUGAGGUUCCGGCCCCUACUAAAGUGUCAAUCGUGAGUGGGCCUGGCCCCGACGGAUUUCAGGAAGAAAAGCCGGCGACACCUCUAAAGAUGCCACGGAAUCCACCACUGCCAACGCUACCGGAGAGGAGCACUAGUAGGCCAAAUUAUGGACGGUCGAGCUCGGCUGGCGUCUCCUCUGAUACAUCCGCUCGAAGGGGCACGCCCGAAUCACCUUUACCACCGCUCCCUGUACCGAGCGAGUCCCCCUCUUCGACGUCAACUAAGUUUAAGGCUGUUCGUAGUUCUGAAGAUAACGGUGCUGAGGAGGGACCCAACUUUGAGCAACUACUCAACAGUGGAGAAACCAUACAGUAUACUCUCACGCCAGAGACUAUGCGUGACAUUGAGUCUUCUUCUAAUGGAAGCCCUAAGCCGUCUACCAGGUCUCACAGAAGCGACGACGCCAGACUUCACCGCUCACGAUCCUCCUCUAGCAAGAGGUCCACGUCGGCGAGCAGACAAAGCAAUCCCAUAACCAAGCAGACAAGUCUGGGAUCCCAUCCUCCUACAGACCUGCCCAUCACUAGAAAGUUUCCCGGGUCGGUUCCGAAUAUGCCCAUCUCGGUUCCACCGAAGGGCCGAUCAGCUGCCGUGCCGCAGGCAAGGGAGGCGCGAAUUCCUCGGGAAUCAUUACAUGACUUUGCUGAAUUUAUUCGAUCCACCGGACCCCCCGGUGAGCAUAGUGCCAAAUAUAGCCGGAUGCACGCAGGUUCAGUUGGCACCGUUCGGGUUUCAGCAGACCCUUCCCAUGCGAAGAGUGCAAGCAUCGACAGCCGAAAGACGAGCUCGACUAUGCGAACCCACUAUCAAGCUAGGGAGGCUGCCGUCAACCCUGGCAGUGAAAACUCGGAUCUGAUUGAUUUUAUUCGACGAGGACCACCUAACAGCAACAACAACAACCACCGGAUUCCUCGCCAUGUUGCGCCGUUCCGCACCACCAUGGACUCGGAUCAAAUGCAAAUGACUGGGGCGACUGGAGGCAAGGCGAUCGACGCUGUGAUUCCUAAUAUCCGAAAUAGCGAAAUUCCUACGAAUGUCAUGGAGACGUCUGCUCCUUCUUCGAUGAAUUCGCAGAGUGCUCUUCUCCACAAGGCAAAUAGAGUCCAGCAACAACAGCCCGGCAACAGCUUUGACGAUGAUGAUAUGAUGCCGAAGCGGACACGACGUCGGGUCCGCGACCCUUAUGCAAUUGACUUUAGCGAUGAGGAGGAGGAGGAAGAGGAUGAUCUGUUUGACAUAGUGCCAACGCCAAAGCCGAAACCGAAGAGGGAAGAGAGCCUGAUCGAUUUCCUUAACAGUUACCCUCCUCCUCCCGAACCUAUUCAACAAUCCGUCACCAUUCCAAAGAAGAAGCACAGCGCACCAAACUUGAUGGCACGCUUAAGAUCGAGCGGAAGUUCCAUUGGCAGGUCAGCCUCGAGUGCUGGCUCUAAAGCAUUCAACAUGGCUGAAUCAAGGUCGCUCAAUAGCCGGGCCAGCCUCAGCAACAACAAGGGCCACACUCCUAUUGUUAUCCCGUCCAGGCCAGUCAAUUUUGGGCGUGAACCCGUACCUAACACAAACGCACCCCUUCCUCCUCUACCCACGACUAGUUCGUCAGGGCGUGUUCCGAUGAAGAAAUUCGAACCCCGCGACGCUGUUUCUGGUCGCAGCGCAACAUCGGAUCUAGCGACCUUCUUACGUGAUUCCGAGCCGCCACCACAAACGAUGGCAUCACUUCCCUCUCCUACCGAGAAUAAAAGCAAUGGCCUCUCACGAAUGUUCGAACGUCGGAAGAGAUACACAGCAUUUUGAUCAUAUAACUGGACCGCAUUUUAAUUCUAUAGUGUAUAAAUUUGCCCCUUAUAUUUGGGAUCUAUGGCCAGGAUCUUAUUUAUUUUUUUAAAAGUUCUAGAGCGAGAAUGGUGUCGUAGCAGGCUGAAGGAUGUGGUGUUUUCGGCCUACGGAUGGGGAGGAUGUUGUGUAUAUUAAGUAUCUAUCUUUGAUACCAAACGGCUAUUUCUCAUUUUCUAUUACCUGUCUCGGCGUCGACUGGAACUAGUUGUUCGGUCUGAGUCUUUUACUUGAUACCACGCAGUGCUCCUUUCUCGUUUGUGUUGUUAGAUGGCUGGAAAGGGGAGGAGAAAAGAGAAAAGGGGGGAAGCGAGAGAUAGGAUGCGGUGACUGCGAUUUACCGAUUUUAUAUGUGUACCUACCUAUCCAUUUAACCUUAGGCACUUUGGAAGCUUGUUGAAAUGAGGCUUGUAAUGUUAAGUUGUCAUGUUGUGAAAUACUUGGAUGAUGUAGUAGUAUCUGAAUGCUAGGUGAAUGGCCUAUUAUCUAUUUGACUCGGGACCUUGUAUGUUGGUGGAAUCACG
Molecule: messenger RNA, 4547 nt
Organism: Hypoxylon fragiforme
Lineage: Eukaryota; Fungi; Ascomycota; Sordariomycetes; Xylariales; Hypoxylaceae
Exons: 2
Coding region: 271-3984 (1237 amino acids)
Molecular function (GO): protein heterodimerization activity
Source: RefSeq, a predicted model, not a curated record